UUCUUAAUCAAUUAAACCCGUCCCUCCAGCGUUCUAUCUUAGCUUUUCGUUUGACGCCAGUUUUAAAACCCUGCGCCAAAGACCUAAAGGAUUCUUUGUUUACGAAUGGACACAAGAGAGACACGCUCUCUCAAUUUUCGACGCCUUUUAGCCUUUUGUGAGUUUUUUCCAUAACUGUGAUUUUUAAUUCGCCAUCAAUGCCAGAGGUUUUUUCUUCUCUCGCGAGCUAUACAUAGAUUUUCCUCGGAGAGCAUGCACAGCAAAAGUGAAAAUUGCGCAUUGUUACACGGCAAAAAAAAAUUACCUUCAGAUUGUGCAGUAAAGGAAUUAAAUUUCUAGUUUGACGCGGCCACUCCGGAAAUUUAUAAUUGAUGACACAAAAACUCAAGUGAGAGCUAGCGAGAGAGAGAGAGAGAAAGAGAAAAGAGAGACUCUCUUUUUUAAACUAUUGAUAUAAGGAAGUUUUAAUGCAUCAACGGAGCUCAUUUGAGAACACACUUGGCCGCCUUUACACUGUAUAUGUGACAGAGUGAAGUCAGAAGGACAGAGUCUCAACUCUCGUCUACAGAAAGAUCUGUGUAGAAUUCAAUCCGAUUAGAUCAAUUGCUUUGAAUUGGAAAUCCCCGGGCUUAGAUAGAGGCAUGUAAACAUAGCACGUGGUGUGUGGAGGAAUCAAUUGCUUGUAACGUUCAUUCCUGUGUUAAAAGGUGGACAUUUUUUAAACUUAUUUUUAAACUCUCUUAGUAGUGGGUGUAACAAAACAACAACAAAAAAGGUAAAUCGGAUGUUUUUUCACAUGACAAGGUAGUAACCAGAAUUCUGUUCAGUAUGGGAGCAGGCGUAUCUCGUCAUGGACAAGUGAGGCGGAAAGUCCAAGCCGUCAAUGCGUUUGAGGACGCGGGCAAACGUCACAGGCGUAAAAAGAACUCUAAGAAAAGUAACAAUAUCGUCAUGAGGGAGGAAAAAGUGGACAGUGUGACGUCAUCAGACAAAACGAAAUCUCAUUGGAUGCGGGUGAAAGAAAGGACCAUUUCCAAAACGGAACUGGAGUCCCGGUCGGUCCUCCGUCUCAGUGAUUUCAACAAGGUGGUGCGGAAACGGACUUUAGAGAAAGAAGACGACGUACCAAUCAGCAUACCGUAUGUUUCAAAUGAAAAGGUUGAACCGGAAGAGCUAUGUCAUGUGUGUAGUGUUUACACCGGAAGAGAAACCUAUCCAUGCCGCAUUUGUUAUAAAGUAUAUCAUGAAAGUUGUCUUCGAAAACUAGGUCAAUGCAACGACCCUGCCUCAUCUGUCCUCUUAAAGAAAGCCCUCAAAGCCACGGGCUGGAGCUGCCAAAACUGCGACGACCUGAGCAGUCUACUGACAGAGGAAGAAUUACAUAACCUGUUUUCUUCCCUAGAUCGCUACGAAGUUGCACAAGAUUCGAGCAUUGGAUUAGAGGAUUUUAUGGAAUACCGAAAACGUUGCUAUGCCGACGAAGAUGGUGGAACUUUACCAAAAGAAUCUCUUCAAGAAGAUCUCGCGAGAUUCCACCGGAUCGACAAAGAUAACACAGGAUCCAUUACGUGGUGGGAGUUUAUCAAUUUCGAAUCCAUUCGGAUUCUAAAGAAGCGCAGCAAGAACUCAAAUGUUCAUCUCAUGUCACCAAGGGAAAUUGAAAUCGCAAGGCGACUCUUCCGUAUCUAUGACGACAGUCACCAAGGAAACAUAACGGAAGUGAACGCAAAGAAAGCCAUUGCCGCAUACUACACGCUAUUUAUAGAAUGUGACGACACACUUAAUGGGUUUGCCGUAUUUUCGAAGAAGGAAGAAGAGUUAGCGUUCGUCCUGACCGAGAGUCUGUCCUUUACAAUGGACACGGAAGCAGACAAAUCGAGGAACGUUUCGUGGCAGGAGUAUAUUCUAGAGCUCAGUCUGUAUGUACUCGCAGCCAGGCCAAACUUGAGCCCAGUUCCGGUGGAGAGUUCCGAAUGGACCAAAGGCGACCUGUUUGGGGUUAGCAUGGUCCUUCCUCUCAUAUCAACACACGCCAAGGAAUUAGGAGCCACACCUACAAUAACAGGGAUCAUAGGAUCAACAUACGGUGCCUUACAGCUGUUCUCCAGUCCAAUUGUGGGCCAGUGGAGUGAUGAUGUGGGGAGAAAGUUCUGCCUCCUGUUCUGUUUGCUGGCCUCGGCGGGGGGAUAUUUCCUCCUCAGUUUCUCCACCACUCUCAUUCUUCUGCUGGUCUCAAGAAUUCCUACAGGAAUUUUCAAGCACAGUCAGAGCGUGUCAAGGUCAUACCUGGCGGAGGUGACCCCCCAGCCUGACCAGUCGGGGGUUCUGGGAACGUUUAAUGCCGCCUCCAGUAUGGGCUUUAUCCUGGGGCCAAUGGUGGGGGGAAGGCUGGCAGAGACCAGUGGCGGUUUCUACAAAGUGGCUUUACUGUGUACUGUGAUAUUUGUACUCAACGCAGUUUUGGUGUGGGCAGCAGUCAGUGAUAAAGAUUCUAAUGUGUCCAGAAAAGACAAUCCUUCUAUGGGGACCAACUCAAAAGAUUCAAUAACAAAGCCAAACAUAGGAGAAGACAGCUUUAGUCUGAAGCAGAUGAUCCAGUCCUUCCGAACGUUUGACUGGAAAAACCUUUGGGACUUAUUUCUCAUCAAAUUCUGUCUCGGGUUUUCUAUCCUUCUUUACAGAAGUAACUUUUCAUUGACAAUGAAUGAGAAAUUCCAGAUGUCGCCCAGCAGUAUAGGGAAUCUGACGUCAUACUCCGCAACCGUGGCGGCACUCAGUGGAUUUCUUGUGGGGAGAAUCUCAAAAGUGUUUAGAAGUGACGCACAGAUUGUGUUCUAUAUGGCAGCAUUUCAAGCUUUAACGUUACUUUCGUUAAGUUUAGUGAAUGACAUACGACUGUAUGUCAUCUGUUUUACACCUGUAAGUCUCAUUUCUACAAUGUUACGAGUUGCCGCCAUUAGUUUGACGAUACAACGUUGUGGCGGGAAAAAUGUCGGAGGAAUUAUGGGUAUGAGUCAAAGUGUGAUGUCAUUAGCGCGCAUGCUCUCGCCCUUCAUUUCCGGUCUAGUAAUGGAAGUCAGUGUUUCAGGAACUGCAUUGGUUGGAUCCUUUGCAUCAAGCGUUGCUGUGAUAAUAAUGAUAGUACGCUCACAAGAGCCUAAAAUUAACACAGAGAAAAAGGUGCAAUGA
Molecule: messenger RNA, 3189 nt
Organism: Magallana angulata
Lineage: Eukaryota; Metazoa; Mollusca; Bivalvia; Ostreida; Ostreidae
Product: major facilitator superfamily domain-containing protein 9-like
Exons: 12
Coding region: 829-3189 (786 amino acids)
Biological process (GO): transmembrane transport
Molecular function (GO): transmembrane transporter activity
Source: RefSeq, a predicted model, not a curated record